AUGACGAAGAAACACACGUUGGUAUUGACAUUAAGAAGACAUCCAAGUCGCCCUUGGGGAAUCCGAAUUGCCGGGGGCGCAGAUUUAGGCACUCCGAUCGUCGUCACCCGUUCUGAGAACGAUGAGCUCCGGAAGGGUGACGUGAUCAAGAAAAUAGACGAUUACGAUUCUCGUGAUGUGAGGCAUGUGGACGCCCAGAAUAUUCUCCAAAAUUCAGAGUCUGUAAGACUAGUCGUGGAAAGGUCCGAGCCGUUGUCAAAUCUGGCAUACAAUCGAUACACUUCACAGUCAUCGAUUGUCGAGUCAAUCCACUCUCACGACGAGGCUGCGUUCGUUAGUCUGCCUCAAGAAUCGCAGCCAAAAGUUCUACCGAAAAGUCCAGUUCCUCCGGCUGUGUAUUCGCCUCCUCGCGAAUACAAGACUUAUUCACCGGAUCACUUCGAGCCUCCUCGAGAACACAUCGAGGAAGUUCGUGAAGAAAGAUACUACUUGUCUCAGCCGUACCGCACAACUCCUCUGGUCUUGCCAGGUGCCAAGAUCAAGAAAGAUGCUCCAUUAGGUGAAUGUUACCUUCGCCAUCAUCCAAAUCCAAUGAUAAGGGCCGCUCCUCAUCAUUACGAGGUUGCUCAUCCCGAGGUGGCGAUGAAACAAAAGGUGGCGGAAUCAGUUAUGCAGCGUGUCUUAGGACCGAAUGAAUUACCAAAGGUUGUCCACAAGCAAUUCAAUUCACCGAUUGGACUGUACUCUGAACAAAAUAUCGCAGACACUAUUAAGUGUCAAACCACGGCCAUUCCUGCAAUGAAGCCGGCGGCCAAGUAUGAUCCAAGCAAAAGCGAAGCCUACAAAGCACUUCAAGAAGAAGAAAUGGGCGACCAUGUACAUGAAGUCACUCAGCCAGCACGUGCUGGUGUUUUUGCACCCCAAAAAGCUCAUCAUCACAGAGCCAGCGGUUACGAAGAUGAUGAAAAAAUUCACCAAAGCAACAGUUUCAAGAGGAUUAUGUACAGUGUGCUUGGAACAACGGAUUAUUGA
Cotesia congregata is the source of this 1032-nucleotide messenger RNA. NCBI's taxonomy places the organism in Eukaryota, Metazoa, Arthropoda, Insecta, Hymenoptera, Braconidae. The record is from the annotation of a GenBank genome assembly.